Molecule: messenger RNA, 1565 nt
Organism: Thunnus maccoyii (southern bluefin tuna)
Lineage: Eukaryota; Metazoa; Chordata; Actinopteri; Scombriformes; Scombridae
Product: protein CROWDED NUCLEI 4-like
Exons: 2
Coding region: 167-967 (266 amino acids)
Source: RefSeq, a predicted model, not a curated record
GAGCCCUGACUACUGGACAUGUUGGCAUGUUGACAAGAAAAGCAUCCAUUGCAUCUGCAACAAGCAUUUGAAAUGUACUUGAUGGAACUUUUACCAGACCCACCUCUCUUGGUGGUACAGAGUUAUCAAGAUCCACUUUCAGUUGGAAAAGCUACACUUUCUCUACAUGUUUAUCACUACAUAUCAAGUGCAUGCUGGAUCUUUGGGCUUCCAGAUGAAUCUCCAUGCACGCUCUGUGCUCCAGCAACAAAUGGAGGCAGAAGCCAAAAAACCCUCUGUAGAUGAGGCAUGGGAGAAACUUGCGUGUAAAGAGGCACUUAUCAACAGGAUGAGAGAGGAGCUGGAGAAGGAAAGAGAAAGAACGAGAGGAGAGAGAGAGGCCUUUCAAAGAGAGUGUGCUGAAAUGAGGAAGGAUUUUCAGUCGGAGAAGGAAAACAUGAAUGAAGAAAGAAAAUCCAUCCAGAAAGAGUUCACAGCACAAUUAAAUAAGAGGAAGGCUUGUAAUGCUGAAAAACGUUCAAUGUGUGAAGCAAGGAAGGUCUUCCAGAUUGAAAAGAUAGAGAUGGCUACGAUGAGGAAAGCCUACAAUAAAGAAAAAACAGACAUCCAGAGGAUGAGGGAGGCUUUCUGGGUAGAGAAGGAGGCUAUGGCAAAAGAAAGAAGAGCCUUCAAUAAAGUUAAGGCAAAAUAUGAUGCUGAAAAAGAUGCCAUGUCUGAGGACAGAAAGGCCUUCAAAGUAGAAAAGGAAGAUAUGAAAAGGACGAGGAACACCUACAUUCAAGAGAAGUCAAAUAUCCAGAGGAUAAGAGAGGCUUUCCUGUUGGAGAAGGAGAACAUGAAAAAAGAAAGAGAAACCUUCAACAGAGAAGUUAGGGUGCAGGUUAUGAAGCGGAGUGCCUUCAAUGCUGAAAAUGACAAAGUGAUGACAAAGAGGCGUUCAAGGUGGAAAAGGAGGAGAUGGCGAUGAUGAAGAAGGCCUACAUUAAGGAAAAGAUAGGCAUUCAGAAAAUGAGAGAUGCUUUCCAACUAGAGAAAGAGAACAUUGAAAAAGAAAGAAAAGCAUUCAAUAAAGAACUCAAGGCAAAACAUAAGAGGAGGAAGGCCUUUGAAGCAGAGAAACACAUCAUGUGUGAGGACAGAAGCGUUUGAGAUGGAAAAGGAAGACAUGGAAAAGCUGAGGAAAGCCUACAACCAAGAAAGGACAAAAAUCCAGAGGAUGAGGGAGGCGUUCCGCAAAGAGGCAGAUAUGAAGGGGCAGAAGAAAAAUGCAUCAGUGACGGAAGAUGUGACAACACUGGCCACUAAGAGACCAGUCAAAACAAGAAAUACAACACUUCUGUCAACACAUCAGCCUCUGCGUCCUCCAACUUCCUUUCUGUCUGGGCGUGCAGAGAUGAACACGGCUGUUGCAGCAGCGCCAAGAAAUGUAAACAUCAAAAACGCUCCGAGAAACAGAAUUAGAAGUCUUUACAAUGAGCCUUCAUGAGAAUUUAAUUUAAUAUGUAUGCAUUUAAAAGAAUGCUUUAAAUGCACAUUGACAUUUAUACUGUAUGUUGAAAAAUGAA